AUGCAGUUCAAGGUCAUUGCCGCUUCCCUCCUCGCCUCCACUGGCCUCUCCAUGGCCGCUCCUCUUGAGGCCCGCGCCGAUACUUGCCCCGUCGUCCAGCAAGGUGAUUACAUCUGGAAGAUUGACAACUUCUACGCCCGCAAGCUCGACGGCAAGACCAUCAGCUCCCUCCAGUUCAACGUCAAGGCCACCAACGGCGGCACUGCCGACUUCAACUGCACAUCCUCCGGCAACGUCGAGGACGGCAAGUUCUACGAGUGCGGCGAGAACUCCUUCAUCUACUGGGCCUACCAGAGCGACCGCUCCGGUCUCCUCCUGAGGCAGGAUGUCUCCGAUGACAUCCAGUACGUCGCUACCACCACCCUGCCUAACUACUGCCGCGCUGGUGGUGCUGGCCCCAACGACUUCGUUUGCCAGGGUGUCUCUCCCGCCUACAUCACCCUUGUCCAGUACCCCGGCAAGCUCGAGUAA
This is a messenger RNA of Macroventuria anomochaeta, 471 nucleotides long. Its product is annotated as Alt a 1 major allergen. Bases 1 to 471 code for a protein of 156 amino acids. The record is from RefSeq and is a predicted model, not a curated record. The transcript has a single exon. Lineage: Eukaryota; Fungi; Ascomycota; Dothideomycetes; Pleosporales; Didymellaceae.